AUGGCCGACUGGGUGGGCGGCCCGCAGGGCUCCCUGCUGAAGCUGCAGCAGCUCCUGGCGGGCGAGGAGCCCGGCGUCUCGGCAGUAGCCGGCUACCAGCUCAUCCGCGGGCUGGGCCAGGACUGCGUACUGAGCGCCAGCCCCGCGGCGCAGGCCUUACAUACUUCCUUAAUCUUUUCCAAAGAAUUUGGAUUACUUGUGUUCAUUCGCAAAUCUCUUGACAUUGAAGAAUUUCGUGACUGCAGAGAAGAAGCCUUAAAAUUUCUGUGCAUUUUCUUGGAAAAAAUUGGCCAGAGGAUUGAGCCCUAUUCCUGUGAUAUUAAGAGCGUUUGUAUCAGUGUUUAUUCAAAAGACAGAGCGGCAAAAUGUAAAAUCCCAGCCUUGGAGCUUCUGAUUAAGUUACUUCAAACUCUGCGAAGCUCUAGAGUGAUGGAAGAAUUCAAAGUUGGGGGAAUCUUUAAUAAAUUCUAUGAAGAACUUGCUUUGAAAACAAAAAUACCAGACACAGUCUUAGAAAAGAUAUAUGAGCUUCUAGGAGUCCUGGGGGAAGUACACCCAAGUGAAAUGCUGGGUAACUCUGAAAAACUUUUCCGGGCCUACUUGGGUGAGCUCAAAAUGCAGAUGACAUCGUCAACAAGAGAACCCAAACUACCAUUGGUAGCAGGCUGCCUGAAGGGAUUGUCUUCUCUUAUGUGUAACUUCACUAAAUCUAUGGAUGAAGACCCCCAAACUUCAAAGGAGAUUUUUGAUUUCGCGGUGAAGGCCAUUAGUCCCCAGGUUGAUCUGAAGAGAUAUGCUGUGCCUUUAGCCGGUUUGCACUUGUUUACUGUUCAUGCUUCUCAGUUUGGCACCUACCUUCUAGACAGCCACGUUUACUUGUUUGAAGUAAUGUGUAAGUGGUGUGGCCACACAAAUGGGGAACUGAAGAAAGCUGCGCAUUCAGCCCUAGAUUCCUUUCUUAAACAGAUUUCUCUAAUGGUGGCUAAGGAUGUAGAAUUGCACAAGAGCAAGCUACAGUACUUCAUGGAACAGUUCUAUGAAAUCAUCAGAAAAAUGGACUCAAGCAACAAGGAGUUGUCCAUUGCUAUUCGUGGAUAUGGGCUUUUUGCAGCGCCUUGUAAAGUUAUCAAUCCGAAUGAUGUGGAUAUUAUGUACAUUGAGCUCAUUCAGCGCUGCAAACAAAUGUUUCUCACGGAGGCAGAAACUAUAGAUGACCAUCUGUUUCAGCUUCCAAGUUUCCUCCAGUCUAUUGCAAGUGUCUUACUUCACCUUGAUAAGGUUCCUGAAGUGUAUACUCCAGUUCUGGAACGCCUACUCGUGGUGCAAAUAGACAGUUUCCCACAGUACAGCAUUAAAAUGCAGUCAGCCUGCUGUAAGGCCAUAGUGAAAAUUUUUUUAGCUCUGGCAGGAAAAGGACCAGUUCUUUGGAGCUUUAUCAGCACUGUGGUGCACCAAGGAUUGAUUAGAGUCUGUUCCAAGCCAGUCCCCUUCCUAAAGGAGGCGUUUGGGAGAGAUGCUUCUGAGUCAGAUGACAAUUCUGCAUUUGGUGAAGUCAGAGUGGGGAAGUGGAAAGUACCUACGUAUAAAGAUUAUUUGGAUCUUUUUAGAAGUCUACUAAACUGUGACGAGAUGAAGGAUUCUCAAUUCGAUGAAACAUUUCUAAUUGUAAAUUCGCCACUUCAGUCUCUGAAUCGUUUGCUAUAUGAUGAACUUAUAAAAUCUGUUCUGAAGAUUGUCAAGAAAUUGGAUCUUAAUGUGGAAAAACAGAAUAUUGGGGAAAAGGAUGAAAAUGAAGCUAGCAAUAUGUGGGUGAUUCCAACAUCAGAUCCAGCUGCAAAUUUGCAUCCUUCUAAGCCCAAAGAUUUUACAGCUUUCAUUAACCUAGUGGAAUUCUGCAGAGACGUCCUCCCAGAAAAACAUGUUCAAUUUUUUGAGCCCUGGGUGUAUUCAUUUGGGUAUGAGCUAAUUUUGCAGUCAACACGAUUACCACUUAUUAGUGGUUUCUAUAAACUGCUUUCUAUUGCAAUUAGAAAUGCCAAGAAAAUGAAAUACUUUGAGGGUGUAAGUCCAAGGAGCCUGAAAAAAAGUCCUGAAGACCCUGAAAAGUAUUCUUGUUUUGCACUAUUUGCAAAAUUUGGGAAAGAGGUUGCCGUAAAAAUGAAGCAGUACAAAGAUGAACUAUUAGCUUCCUGUCUCACCUUUGUACUCUGCCUGCCUCACGAUAUCAUCAUGCUGGAUAUUAAAGCGUACAUCCCCGCAUUACAGAUGGCUUUCAAGUUAGGUCUGAGUUAUCCACCACUGGCUGACGUGGGCCUGAAUGCCUUGGAAGAGUGGUCAAUUUACAUACCUAGGCAUGUCAUCCAACCUUACUACAAGGAUAUUCUCCCCUGUCUUGACAGUUAUUUGAAGACUACAGCUUUAUCUGAUGAGACCAAGAAUAAUAUGGAAGUGACCAUGCUUUCUCGUGCAACCCAGAAAGGGUUUAAUAAAGUUGUGGUACGCCACCUGAAAAAAGCGAAGGCCACUGCACCAGUUGAAGAUCUUUCUUUGGAGUCAGUGAGAACUAGAGUGGUGCGGCUUCUGGGAUCUCUAGGAGGACAAAUCAACCGCAAUAUUGUCACAGCUGCUUCUGCAGAUGAAAUGAUGAAAAAAUGCGUGGCUUGGGACACUGAAAAGAGGCUGAGCUUCGCAGUACCAUUUGCCGAAAUGAAACCUGUCAUCUAUCUGGAUAUAUUCUUGCCUCGAAUCACAGAACUGGCCCUUUCAGCUAGUGACAGGCAAACUAAAGUUGCAGCAUGCGAAGUCUUGCACAGCAUUGUUAUGUUCAUGUUGGGAAAAGCAUCUCAAAUACCUGAAGGGCAUCGGGGUUCCCCACCCAUGUAUCAACUGUACAAGCGAACUUUUCCUGUGCUCCUUCGUCUUGCCUGUGAUGUAGACCAGGUGACGAGGCAGCUAUAUGAGCCACUAGUAAUGCAAUUAAUCCACUGGUUCACCAACAACAAGAAGUUUGAAAGUCAAGACACUGUGGCCUUGCUGGAAACCAUUUUGGAUGGAAUAAUAGAUCCGGUGGAUAGCACCCUAAGAGACUUUUGCGGUCAGUGUGUCCGAGAGUUCCUGAAGUGGUCAAUUAAACAGACAACACCAGAGCAGCAAGAGAAAAGUCCGGUGAACACCAAAUCACUGUUUAAGCGUCUGUACAGUUUUGCCCUUCACCCCAAUGCUUUUAAGAGACUGGGAGCAGCCCUUGCUUUUAACAAUAUCUAUAGGGAAUUCAGAGAAGAAGAGUCUCUGGUAGAUCAGUUUACCUUUGAAGCACUAGUGAUAUUUUUGGAAAGUCUGGCCUUAACUCAUGCAGAUGAAAAAUCCUUAGGUACAAUUCAACAGUGUUGUGAUGCUAUCGAUCACCUAAAGCGUAUCAUUGAGAAGAAGCACAUAUCCUUCAAUAAAGAAAAGAAACGGCGUUUGCCACGAGGAUUUCCCAAUGCUCAGUCAGUGUGUUUAUUGGAUCUCGUUUUCUGGCUUUUGGGGCAGUGUGGAAGACCCCAGACAGAAUGCCGACACAAGUCCAUAGAGCUCUUUUAUAAAUUUGUCCCUUUAUUACCAGGUAAUAAAUCCCCAUCUUCAUGGUUGAAUGACAUCCUCAAGGAAGAAGGUGUUUCUUUCCUCAUUAGCAGAUUUGAAGGUGCAGGUACUGGUAAUGAUCAUUUAUCCGGAAUCCUGGUUUGGCCAACCCUCUUGGAUCUGGAAGGGCCUUUUAGUUUAAGAGCUGUUCUACAAUGGAUGGAUAUGCUCUUAGCAUCUCUGGAGUGCUACAACACAUUUAUUGAGGAGAAAACUGUCAAAGCACAUGAAAUACUUGGUACGCAGGCAAAGUCUUCAUUUUUGAGGGCCAUAUCCUUCUUCCUGGAAAGCAUUGCCUUUCAUGAUGUUACAGCAGCAGAACAGUGCUUUGGCACUGGCUCAAAAGGCAGCAUGUUUAGUCCACAAGAAAGGGAAGAGUACAAUUACAGCAAGUGUACAAUUAUUGUCCGAAUUAUGGAAUUUGCCACCAUGCUUCUGAACACUCACCAGGAUACCUGGAAGAUACUUGAGAAGGAUUUACUUAACGCUACCUUUAUGGAACUUGUAGUGAAAAUAGUGUGCGAUCCAUCAAGCAUAGGUUUUAAUGUAGCUGAUGUACAAGUCAUGAGUAAUCUUCCCGAUGUCUGUGUGAGUCUUAUGAAAGCUUUAAAGAAAUCUUCUUACAAGGAUGCCUUGGAGAGCAACAUAAAGAAAAGAGUUACAGCUCAAAGCAUUGAGGAGCUAUGUUCUGUGGACCUGUAUAACCGUGAUGCUCGCUUUGAUCGGUCUAGGUUGGCUUCUAUCCUAUCAGCCUGUAAACAGCUUCAAAGGGCUGGACUUUUGCAUGCUGCAGUACAUUCUCAGGCUUCACGUCUGCAGCGUCCAGUAAGCACCAGGCUUCUCUCCGUUGUUUAUAAAGGAAUUGCACCUGGAAACGAAAGGCAGUCUCUUCCUUCAUUAGAAAUCAGCAGUAAACAAUUAGCCAGUGGACUUCUGGAGUUGGCUUUUGCUUUUGGAGGACUGUGUGAAGAGCUGGUGAGUCUCCUGUUGAAUACAGUGGUGCUUUCUGUGCCACUUGCAGGAACAUCACAGAGGAACCUAAUCAGUUUCUCUCAUGGAGAGUAUUUCUACAACUUGUUCUCGGCAACCAUCAACACUGAGCUCCUGAAAAAUAUUGACACUGCUGUACUUGAGCUCAUGAAGUCAUCAGUGGAUAAUGCAAAAAUGGUGGGAACCAUUUUGAAUGGCAUGUUAGAUCAAAGCUUUAGAGAUCGUAUUGUUCGGAAGCAGCAGGGAGAGAAGCUGGUGGAUGCGAUUCUGCAAAAUUGGAAGAGAUUCAAUACCUGGUGGGCCGAGGAUUCUACUCCAGAAAGCAAAAUAGCUGUUUUGACUUUACUGGCUAAAGUUCUACAGAUUGAUUCCUCAGUGUCGUUUAAUACAAAUCAUGCUGCUUUCUCUGCCGUCUUCAAUGCGUAUACCAGUCUGCUUAUUGAUAAGAAUCUUGGCCUAAAUCUAAAGAGCCAAGCUGUGCUUAUUCUCCCCUUCUUCACAAAUCUUACUGGAGACAGACUUAAUGAUCUUAAGAAUGCACUAGAACAAUUUGUGGCUUUCAAUUUCCCUAUGAAUUCUGAUGAGUUUCCCAAAGGAACUCUGCGGUACAACAACUAUGUGGAUUGCACUAAAAAGUUCCUGGAUGCCUUGGAAUUGUCCCAGAGUCCUGUGUUGCUACAAUUAAUGACAGAAAUCCUUUGUCGGGACCAGAGACACUUUAUGGAAGAAUUAUUUCAGAUGAGCUUCAAAAGGAUUGCUAGAAGGAGUGGCUCUGCCCAACAAGUAGCCCUGUUGGAAGCUGUGCACGGAAUGUUCCUGAGAGAUGACCAUCUUUCAAGUACUACCCGCCAGGCAUUUGUGGAUCGUUCCCUCCUCACCUUGUUGCUGCACUGCAGCCUGGAUGCUUUGAAAGAAUUCUUUUAUAGGAUUAUAGUGGGAGCUAUGGACACGUUAAAGUCCAGAUUUACAAAGUCAAAUGAAUCUACUUUUGAUACUCAAGUCACCAAGAAAUUGGGUUAUUAUAAGAUUCUGGAAAUGAUGUAUUCUCGCCUUCCAAAAGAUGAUGUUCACUCCAAAGAGUCACGAAUCAACCGAGUUUUCCAUGGCUCCAGUGCUAUAGAAGGAAACGAACUUACUAAGACAUUGAUCAAAUCCUGCUAUGAGGCAUUUACAGAGAACAUGGCAGGUGAGACUCAGUUGCUGGAGAAGAGAAGACAGUACCACUGUGCUGCUUAUAACUGUGCCAUUGCGGUUAUCAGCUGUGUCUUCAAUGAAGCCAAAUUCUACCAAGGCUUUUUGUUUACAGAAAAACCAGAAAAGAACUUGUUUAUUUUUGAAAACUUGAUUGACCUGAAACGAUGUUACACAUUUCCUGUAGAAAUUGAGGUGCCUAUGGAAAAAAAGAAAAAGUACAUUGCUAUUAGGAAAGAGGCCAGGGAUUCAGUAAAUGAUAAUUCAGAUGAGCCCCAUUAUUUGUCCUCUCUGCCCUCUAUGGCAGACAGUAGUCUGAGUGAAGAAAUAAGUCAGUUUGACUUCUCCACUGGAGUGCAGAGCUAUUCAUAUAGCUCCCAAGAUCUCAAAACGACUGGAUUUCAUUUCAAGAGAAGGGAAUAUAAUGAUCCUGUGACUCAAAGCGAUGUAUUAGAAUUAGAAAUGGAUGAACUCAAUCAGCAUGAAUGCAUGGCAACUAUGACAGCUCUGAUUAAGCACAUGCAGAAAAAAGAGAUCACUCCAAAAGUAGAAGAGGGAUCAGGAUCAACAAAUCUCCCCCCAUGGAUGAAAUUUCUGCAUGGCAAAUUGGGAAAUCCAUUGAGUGCACUGAACAUUCGUCUAUUCUUAGCAAAGCUCAUUGCUAAUACUGAAGAAGUUUUUCGGCCAUAUGCAAGGCAUUGGCUCGGCCCCUUGCUCCAGUUGGUUGUUUGUGGGGGAAAUGGAGGAGAAGGAAUUCACUACAUGGUCGUCGAGAUAGUAGUUACUGUUCUUUCGUGGACAAGCAUAGCCACCCCUACAGGUGUGACUAAAGACGAGCUGCUAGCAAACCGUUUGCUUGAAUUCUUGAUGAAGCACGUGUUUCAUCAGAAAAUAGCUGUGUUCAGGCACAACUUGGAAAUCAUUAAAACAGUGGUGGAAUGCUGGAAAGAUUGCUUAUCCAUACCUUACAGGUUAAUAUUUGAAAAGUUUGCUACUGGUGAUCCCAACACAAAAGACAAUUCAGUGGGAAUUCAGUUAUUAGGAAUAGUUCUGGCCAACAAUUUGCCGCCGUAUGAUCCAAAGUGUGGCAUAGACAGUGCAAGAUACUUUCAAGCUUUGGCCAAUAAUCUCUCCUUAGUAAAGUAUAAGGAAGUCUAUGCAGCUGCAGCAGAAGUUCUAGGACUAACUCUUCAAUAUGUGUCUGAGAAGGAAACUGUGCUAGAGGAGUCAAUCUGUGAAUUGAUUGUAAAACAGUUAAAGCAGCAUCAAAAUUCUAGAGAGGACAAAUUUAUUGUGUGCUUGAAUAAAGCAGUGAAGAGCUUUCCACCGCUUGCUGAUAGGUUUUUGAAUGCUGUCUUCUUUUUGCUGCCAAAACUUCAUGGAGUGAUGAAAACCUUCUGCUUGGAAGUGGUUCUUUGCCGGGCAGAGGAAAUAACUGACCUCUACUUGCAGCUAAAAAGUAAGGAUUUCGCCCAGGUCAUGAGACACAGGGAUGAUGAGAGACAGCGGGUUUGUUUAGAAAUAAUUUAUAAGAUGCUGGCAAAACUGAAACCAGGAGAACUACGAGAACUUCUGAAUGUUGUUGUAGAGUUCAUUUCUCACCCGUCUCCAGUCUGUCGGGAACAAAUGUAUAAUAUUUUGAUGUGGAUUCAUGACAACUACAGAGAUCCAGAAAGCCAAGCUGAUGAGGAGAGUCGAGAAGUGUUUAAAUUGGCAAAAGAAAUACUACUUCAAGGACUGGUUGAUGAGAACCACGGGCUACAAUUAAUUGUUCGGAAUUUCUGGAGUAAUGAAAUUAGGUUACCAUCAGAUAUCCUGGAUCGUAUGUUAGCUCUCAAUUCCUUUUAUUCUACCAAAAUAGAAAUGCACUAUUUGAGCUUGGUAACAAAUUUUCUGCUUGAAAUGACUAGCAAGAGCCCAGAUUAUUCAAGGCACAUAUUUGAACAUCCCCUUUCAGAAUGCAAAUUUCAGGAAUACACAAUUGAUUCUAACUGGCGUUUCCGCAGUACUGUUCUCACACCAAUGUUUGUUGAGACGCAAGCAUCCCAGAGUGCACUCCGGAGCAGAUCACAAGAAGGAUUGCUUCCAGGCCAGGGGUUAUUACCUGGGCAAUUAAGAGCUACCCAACAGUAUCAAUUUACUCCUACCCAAAAUAUAGAUGGGAGAAACUCUUUUAAUUGGUUGACUGGAAGCAGUGUUGAUACAUUUGCUGACUAUCCAGGUCCUUCAUCAUCUGAGUCCUUGUCCACCUUGCUUUUUACCCACAAGAGAAGCAACAGAACCCAAAAGGCUGGCUUUAAACCACUGGGACCCAAUUUUGGGAAGAAAAGGGUAGCCUUACCAGGAGAUGAAGUGGUUAGCAAGACUAAAGGACUAGAAGAACGGACAGAAAUUCUAAGAUUGAGGAGGCGUUUUUUAAAGGACCAAGAGAAGCUCAGUUUGAUUUUUGCCAAGAAAGGAGUUGUUGAACAGAAACGAAAAAAGGAGAUAAAAAGUGAGCUGAAAAUGAAGCAUGAUGCCCAGGUUACUCUGUAUAGAAGUUACCGCCAAGGAGACCUUCCUGACAUCCAGAUUGAACACAGCAGUUUAAUUACUCCUCUUCAAGCUGUGGCACAGCGAGAUCCAACACUUGCAAAACAGCUCUUCAGCAGCUUGUUCGCUGGAAUUCUGAAAGAAAUAGAUAAAUUCAAGAGCCAAUCUGAGAAAAGCAACAUCACUCUGAAGUUACUUCAGGACUUCAAUCACUUCCUCAGCAGCACUGUGUCUUUCUUUCCACCUUUCAUCUCCUGUAUCCAGGAAAUGAGCUUCCAACAUACAGAGCUUCUAGACCUUGACGCAAACUGUGUGAGCACUAGCUGCUUAGCCAGUUUGCAACAGCCCGUGGGCAUCCUGCUGCUGGAGCAGGCAUUGAUUCGCCUAGGCCCUCCAGAGGAGCCAUCUUCCAAAAAAAGGCGGGGAAAAUCCCAGCUUCCUCCAGAUGUUGUCAGAUGGAUUGAGCUUGCUAAGCUUUAUAGGUCUGUUGGAGAAUAUGAUGUUCUUCGUGGUAUUUUCGGUGGUGAAAUUGGAACAAAACAUAUUACUCAAAUUGCAUUACUAGCAGAAUCCAAAAGUGAUUAUUCUGAAGCUGCUAAGCAAUAUAAUGAGGCGUUGAAUAUGCAACAUUGGGAGGAUGGUGAACCUUCAGAAGCAGAAAAGGAUUUUUGGGAGCUUGCUGUUCUUGAAUGUUACAACCACCUUACUGAGUGGAAGUCACUGGAGUACUGUUCAACUGUCAACAUUGAUAGUGAAAGUCCCCCAGAUUUAAAUAAAAUUUGGAACGACCCGUUUUAUCAGGAAACUUAUCUACCAUACAUGAUUCGCGGUAAACUGAAGUUACUCCUCCAAGGCGGUAGUGAUCAGUCACUGCUAACAUUCAUUGAUGAGGCAAUGAAGAAAGAGAAGCAAAAGACACUUAUAGAAACUCACUACAGUCAAGAACUGAGUCUUCUUUAUAUCCUACAGGAUGAUUUUGACAGAGCCAAGUAUUAUAUUGACUAUUGCAUUCAGGUUUUUAUGCAGAAUUAUUCCAAUAUUGAUGCCCUUUUACUCCAAAGUAGACUCACCAAACUGCAGUCUGUGCAAGCUUUAACAGAAAUACAGGAUUUCACCAACUUCAUAAGUAGACCAAGUAAUUUAUCAUCUCAGGCAUCCCUUAAGAGACUUCUCAGGAUCUGGACAAACAGAUAUCCAGAUGCUAAAAUGGACCCAAUGAACAUCUGGGAUGACAUCAUUACAAAUCGGUGUUUCUUUCUCAGCAAAAUUCAAGAAAAGCUUGCUGGUCUGCAAGCUGAUGAUAGCAUGGAAAUAGACGGAGGAGGGGAUACCAUUGACCGGAUGGAGGUGGAGAAACAGGAAGAUGACAUUUAUUCCAUGAUUAAGAGUUGCAAGUUUUCCAUGAAAAUGAAAAUGAUAGAAAGCGCCAGAAGCCAGGAUAAUUUCCGAGUUGCCAUGAAACUGUUGAAGGAUCUGCACAGAGAGUCCAAGACAAAAGAUGACUGGCUGGUGAGAUGGAACCACAGCUAUUGUCGAUGCAGCCACAGCCAGAGUCAGAGCCAGAGCAGUCCUGAAAAGAUUCUCACUGUGUUGAAAACAGUCUCGUUGUUGGAUGACAGCUUAUCAAGCUACUUAAGCAAGAACAUUGUGGCUUUCCGCAAUCAGAAGCUUCUCCUGGGCACCACGUAUCGCAUCAUGGCUAAUGCUCUCAGCAAGGAGCCCACCAGUCUUGAGCAAAUUGAGAAAAAUAAAGCUAGGAAAGUAAUGGAGCUUUCUGGAGCCAGUUUUGAUAACGUACAGGAGGUGAUUGCAGGUUUGCACAGGAGAGCAUUCCAGUACUUAACUCAUGCAGUGAGGAAAGCAGAGGAAGAGGAUCAGUCUCACUCCUCAGAACAUGUAGACACAGGUGGUGUCAUAGAUACCUACAUGACUUUGGUAGAUUUCUGUGACAGACAUCUCCGAAAUGAGGAGGAAGGUGCAUCAGUUAUUGAUGCUGUGGCGCUGCAGGCAUAUCCAGCACUCGUGGUGGAGAAAAUGAUGAAAGCUUUAAAAUUAAAUUCUAGAGAGGCUAGGCUAAAAUUUCCUAGACUGCUCCAAAUUAUAGAACGCUAUCCGGAGGAGACCUUGGAUCUAAUGACACAAGAGAUUUCUUCGAUUCCCUGCUGGCAGUUCAUUGGCUGGAUCAGCCAAAUGAUGGCAGUGCUUGAUAAAGAGGAAGCAGUAGCUGUGCAACACACCAUAGAAGAGAUUGCUGAUAAUUUCCCUCAAGCAAUUGUCUAUCCUUUUAUGAUAAGUAGUGAAAAUUACUCUUUCAAAGACACAUCAGCUGGGCACAGGAAUAAGGAGUUUGUGGCAAGGAUAAAGAGUAAAUUGGAUAAAGGAGGAGUGGUUCAAGAUUUUAUCCAGGCCUUGGAACAACUCUCGAAUCCUGAGAUGCUCUUUAAGGACUGGGUGGAGGACAUCAAAAUUGAGCUGACAAAGACACCUAUAAAUAAGAACAAUCUUAAGAGGAUGUAUGAAGGAAUGUACAAAACCUUGGGGAACUUAAGGGCUCCAGGCCUUGGGGCCUUCAGAAAGAGAUUUAUUCAGGCUUUUGGGAGUGAGUUUGACCAUCAUUUUGGAAAAGGAGGCUCAAAGCUACUACAAAUGAAACUCAGUGACUUCACCAGCAUUACUAAUUCCUUGACUAGCAAAAUGAAAGAAAGCUCCAAGCCACCUGGAAAUCUGAAAGAGUGUUCGCCCUGGUUGAGCGACUUCAGAGUCGAAUUCUUGAGGAGUGAGCUGGAGAUUCCUGGUCAGUAUGAUGGGAAAGGGAAGCCACUGCCUGAAUACCAUGCAAAAAUCACUGGAUUUGAUGAACGGGUCAAAGUAAUGGCCUCCAUUAGGAAGCCAAAGCGUAUCAUCAUCCGAGGCCAUGAUGAGAGAGAGUAUCCUUUCCUUGUGAAAGGUGGAGAAGAUCUGCGACAGGAUCAGCGAAUUGAACAGCUGCUGGACAUCAUGAAUAUUAUCCUCUCACAAGAUGCUGCUUGUAGCCAAAGGAAUAUGCAGCUGAAAACAUACCAAGUUAUUCCUAUGACAACCAGAUUAGGAGUGAUUGAAUGGCUAGAAAAUACCUGUACUCUAAAGGAACUAAUUCUGAAGAGUAUGUCUGAAGGGGAAAAAGCUGCUUAUGAAAGCAAUCCCAAAGGACCUGUUCAUGAGUAUGGUGAGUGGUUAUACAAGAUGUCCAAAAAACAAGACUUUGGAGCCUACAUGCUUAUGUACAAGCGUGCUAGUCGCACAGAAGCCGUCACAGCUUUCAGAAACAGAGAAAGCAGAGUGCCUGGAGAUCUGUUACGGCGGGCCUUUGUCAAGAUGAGCACCAGACCGGAGGCCUUCCUGGCCCUCCGCUCUCACUUUGCCCGUUCGCAUGCUUUGCUCUGCGUCAGUCACUGGAUUCUUGGAAUUGGAGACAGACACCUCUCCAAUUUCAUGAUUAACCUGGAGACAGGUGGCAUGGUUGGGAUCGAUUUCGGACAUGCCUUUGGAUCGGCUACUCAGUUUCUGCCGGUCCCCGAGUUGAUGCCUUUCCGUCUGACUCGCCAACUCAUUAAUCUGAUGUCACCGAUGAAAGAAUCGGGGCUCGUGUUCAGUGUGAUGGUGCACGCCCUCCACGCUUUCCGCACAGACCCCGACCUCCUCCUCAGCACCAUGGAUGUGUUCGUGAAGGAGCCUUCAUUGGACUGGAAGAACUUUGAAACAAAGAUGUUGAAAAAAGGAGGAACGUGGACCCGGGCAGUGAACACAGCAGACACCAACUGGUAUCCCUUGCAGAAAAUUAGUUAUGCCAAGAGAAAAUUAACAGGAACCAACCCGGCAAUUAUUACCUGUGAUGAAUUGCGCCUCGGUCAUGAAAAGGCACCUGCUUUCGAGGACUACAUCUCUGUAGCCCGAGGAAGCAAAGACCACAACGUUCGAGCCAGAGAGCCGGAGGAGGGGCUUUCGGAAGAGCAGCAAGUCAAAUGCCUCAUCGACCAGGCCACAGACCCCAAUAUCCUCGGCAGGACUUGGAUCGGAUGGGAACCCUGGAUGUAAACGUCGUAAGGACGAUGCCAGGGAUUAAAGUCAUACAACGUAGCCUGCCAAGUCACACCAUAGAAGCUACCGGGCCGGCUCACGAGAAGAAAGCUUGUCUUGGAUUUCAUUUUAGUGAAACGGAUAAUGCUGUAUUAGACACCAAUAACGAGGCAAGAGAUAUGUGUUUCUACCUGUACCUUCUGCAUGGGCUGCCCUGAGUUGGUUGUCUAGGGGUAUCCUCCAAGGUUUUCCCAUCCUCACUUUGAGAAGUUUCCUAGAGAAAACAAUGAGGAUUAAAGUUUCAUUUUCAGAGCUGUGCGGGAACACUGCAGGAAGUAAGCCAUCAUUGCAGGAAAUAAGCCAUCAGCGGGAUCAGUAGAUCAAUAUGGUACCAACUCUCUGUGAAAAUCAGUUCACCAGCAUAAGUGAUUUACGGUUGAGGUUUAUAAUCUUUUAUGUUCCCAUGGCAAAUAAUGAAACAACCGUAACAGUGAGCCAAAUUGCCUACAGCCCUUCUUAUUUUUGAUCAUGUGUUUACAUGUGGCUAUUUUUUUCCGCUCUUAUUCCUUGCCAGUUCCCAAGCCGUAAACCUGGCCGAUUGAUCACUUCUAGAAAGGGAAAGAACUGUAUUUUGCAGAAGUUACUAUUAGUACUUUACUCCAUGGUGUUAAGAAGUCUCACUCCGCAGCAGGCUUUGCUCGCCCCAGUCUGGCAGAUAAUGCUUCAGGAGGCCAAGCCCAAUGUAGGUGGAUAAAAGUGCUAUGCAAUUCUCCAGAAAGUCAUAUGAAAAAAGAACAGUCCACUGUAUCAGGAAGACAGAUUCUCCCUAGCUCCCUGACCUUCCGGGGCUGCCGU
Messenger RNA from Tachyglossus aculeatus (Australian echidna), 13245 nucleotides. It is a transcript of the gene PRKDC, whose product is annotated as protein kinase, DNA-activated, catalytic subunit. NCBI's taxonomy places the organism in Eukaryota, Metazoa, Chordata, Mammalia, Monotremata, Tachyglossidae. The transcript is spliced from 86 exons. Gene Ontology annotation, molecular function: protein binding; DNA-dependent protein kinase activity. Gene Ontology annotation, cellular component: nucleus. The record is from RefSeq and is a predicted model, not a curated record. Bases 1 to 12408 code for a protein of 4135 amino acids. Gene Ontology annotation, biological process: intrinsic apoptotic signaling pathway in response to DNA damage; telomere maintenance; double-strand break repair via nonhomologous end joining.